CCCUCCUCAGCUAACUUCCUUUCAGCAUUUUUUUGAGCUGGAUAAUCCUAGGAUUUGUAAAACGGGGGAAAGGAGAGAGCGAGCGAGUGGGAGUCAGGACAGGAAGCUGGUUUCUCAUUCCUCUAACUGUCCGAAGGCAGGAGGAGGGGAAGGGGGGGAGCCAAAGAGAAGCCUUGUGCCGACUCUUCCCUGGUCCCUUUUCAUUAGUCCGUUUGAACUUCCAGUCUCCUCUGAAAGCCAAGAGAAGGACAACCAGACUGGGACACUUUCUGCUGGGAGCGGUGACAGUGUGGCUGACAAGACCCAGAAGGUGGCCGUGGAGGUUCCCGGGAUUGCGCUGAGGGAAAGACGUCCCGUCCCCCGUCCCCCCCUCCCACCAUCAUCUGCCCCCAACUUGCCAGCUCCGAUGCGGGCACCCAUCCACCACCCACUUCCCUCUGAUGAGAACUCUUCCGGGCUCAGGCUAUGAUCGCUGCUGCUGCCGGCUGGGGAGCCUCCUCUCGCCCUGACCUUCCUCUGCCACAGGAGCAGCCCAACAUCUGGUGGGGAUUAAUGUUUACUUCUCUGGCUGGACGCUAUACGGGACCCCCGAUGUUGCUCCCUGGGAGUGGGACACAGGCGGUGGUCUGAGGAGAAGAGCGAGAUUUUUGUCGCCCAGCGUGAGGCCGGGGGGGAGGGGGGCACGGCAGGAGGGGGGCGAACCUCUUUUGGGACUAACCUCAUGAAGAACAAGGGAGCCAAACAGAAACUCAAGAGGAAGGGAGCCGCGAGCGCGUUCGGCUGCGACCUGACGGAGUAUCUGGAGAGCUCUGGGCAGGAUGUUCCCUACGUGUUGAAGAGCUGUGCGGAGUUCAUUGAGACUCAUGGCAUUGUGGAUGGGAUCUACCGCCUCUCAGGAGUGACAUCCAACAUACAAAAGCUGAGACAAGAGUUUGUUUCUGACCAAUGCCCGGAUCUGACAAGGGAAGUUUACCUCCAGGACAUCCACUGCGUGGGGUCUCUCUGCAAGCUGUACUUCAGGGAGCUGCCCAACCCUCUCCUCACUUAUGAGCUCUACAAGAAAUUCACGGAAGCAGUAUCACGCUUCCCUGAGGACGAGCAGUUGGCACGAAUUCAAAAUGUCAUCCAGGAGCUCCCACCAUCGCAUUACAGAACGCUGGAAUACCUGAUCAAGCACCUGACUCACCUGGCCUCCUUCAGCAACAUGACCAACAUGCACACCAGAAACCUGGCCUUGGUGUGGGCUCCCAAUCUCCUCAGGUCAAAGGAGAUUGAGGCAGUUGGUUGCAAUGGGGAUGCAGCUUUCCUGGAGGUGCGAGUGCAGCAGCUGGUGAUCGAGUUCAUCCUGAAUCACGUGGAUCAGAUCUUCAACAACAACAGAAAAGCCAGUUCUGCAGAGAACAUUGAGAGUGCAUCGGUUGUGAAAAGUCUGACCCUCCCCUCGGCCUCCCUGCCGAUGAAACUGGUGAGCCUGGAAGAAGCGCAGGCACGGAGUCUGUCUGCCUCCCACCCUGCUCGGAAGGAGAGAAGAGAGAACAGCUUGCCUGAAAUUGUCCCUGUAACUGGGUCCCUCUUCCACACGGUUGUUGACCUCCCCGACAGCAAGAGAAAAUUAUCUACCAAGUCCAAGAAAUGGAAGUCGAUAUUUAACUUGGGCCGUUCUGGCUCAGAAUCAAAGUCUAAACUGAGUCGAAAUGGGAGUGUCUUCGUAAGGGCACAGAAACUCUCUGAAAAAGCAACUAUUCGGCCCGCGAAGAGCAUGGACUCGCUGUGUUCCUUACCAGUGGAAGGGGAGGAUGAAAAGAGCAGGUUCAAACGAACAGUGACUACUGGAGGUUUUUUUGUGCCCGUGAUGAAGAUACGGACAGGAGGCACAGGCAGCUCAUAUGACCUCAGCAAGGAGAACGAAUGGGAGCGGGAACGAUCUGCCACGGGGGCCAAAGGAAGCUCAGAGCUGAGUGGGGAGAAGUGUCCUCCCCGGACACCGCAGGCAAAGUCACCCCCUGAGCAGCUGAAGGUCUUCCGGGCAGCAGAGGAUGCCGAAAACGAGCAGACUUCCCCCAAAGGCGGCCGCAUGUUCUACACCUCUGAAACAGCCGCCAAGUCGGGCUUCCCAAGCAGCCUUUUUCCCUUGGAGGCCUCCCCUCGUCACCAGAGGAAAGCCCUGAACAUCUCUGAGCCUUUCGCCGUCUCUGUCCCUCUGCGGGUAUCCGCAGUCAUCAGCACCAACAGCACCCCGUGCCGCGUGCCCGCCAAGGAGAAGCUUUCCCUCUCCAGCCUAGAGGAGCUGUCUUCCCUGGUGGCUGAGAGCACGAGCCCCUCUGCCCUGGAAGCGGGGACCCACUCAAAGACAGAGCAGGUGCCAGAGCGAAAGGAGAAACAGCCGGAGCCCACCCUGCCAGCGGCAGGAUCUAGAGGCUCUCACCCUGAGGAGCUGGUGGCAGCCAGGAAACCUGAGUCCUUAGAAACUCCACAGGCAGCAGCAGAAAAUCAGAUGUUAUGUGAGCAAAGCAGCUGCACAAGCAACACCAGCAGCCCCCAGCAGUCCUCCGAGCAGAGUCCCACCUUGGAACAAACACCAGCCUCAGAAGUUCAUACGGGUCCGCUCCCUGCAGACAAGGCAGAGCAAGGGCAGCUCAAGGUGAAGGAUAUUUCCUCAGAAGGCAGCUGUGGCCAGCAAGAGAUCAAGACGGCUAAGACAGAAGAAGGGUUGCACUUAAGAGAUGUGACUGAGGAAGACUCUGCGAAUGCCCUUCUAGAACCACUGUGGCCAGAGAUACAGCAGGAACUGAAAAUUAUCGAACCUGAAGAGGAGAUCUUGCUCUUGCCUGCAACUGUCCACAAGAAGGGCCUAAUUUCUGAAUCCUCUUCUUCAAUACAAACAGACAGUUAUUCCUCUGGCCCAGGGCAGAGUCCCACACUGUCUGAGGAGAAAUCGGCAAGCAGAACACCCCAGAUAGCAACUCAGGUGCCUUUAUUCGGUGCCACCAGCACAGAACAACAAGAUACCCUCCACAACUGCCAGUCUGAUGUGGUUGCACAGCAGAGCUGUGCUUCAGCCCUACCCAAACUGGGUACUCUUCCUACUGGCACAGCCACUCCAAAGAACCCCCACCCAGUGGUGGACAGCCCGAGUGAACGCCUCACUCCUCCCCUGGACUGGAAGCUUCAUAGUCAAUCAGAAUUUAAUGACCUUGCCCCAAGCGAUGAGUUUUCUUGUUCCAAAGGAGCAUGUCCAGAGUCAGGGAGAGAAAAAGAUAGCACUGGUCAGCUGCAGAGGGAAAAGGAUGGUCUUAGCAGAGUCCAGUCUCAGAGGGAGAAGCCUGAGAUACUGACCACUGAUGAAAGGAACACAUUCUUCUCCAAGGCACUGAGCGGAGCUGGAAUUCAGGAGCUGAAGGAAGGCAACUCUAUUAGCAGAACCCAUGAUGCUGGUGACCAGGAUGAUGAGGAUACCUGGACAGAUAAUGUGCAGAGCUUAGAACUUGUGGAGCCGUGGGAGGAUCACCAGUGGGUUACAAGCCCACUCCAUUCCCCCACCUUUAAGGACAUUCAGGGGAAGAUGAUACAGGAGUUUCAGCCACAGAGACAGAGAGCAGAGACAGGACUUUCUCUUAGACCACGAUUCAGUCGCAGCCUCUCCCUGGACAGCAAAGACACAGUGAUGAGUCUGUGGACUAUCCCAUUCUCUUUCAUAGAUGUCACUGACCAGCAGCAACCAUGCAGUGACAUUCUGCCAGUGACUUGUGAGCUGCCCAAAACACAACCCAUCUCGCCCUCUAAUUUGGGCAAAGCUAAGAAAGAGGAGAAUAGCACAAGUUCUGCAGAAGAACCUUCAAAACCUGAGGAGGUGAAGUACCCUGCCAGCAGAGAGGAAGCACCAGCUGAGAAAGAAGGACCCUCCAGAACCCCUCUUUCAGAGCCAGGGGAAAAGAAAGUGGAGGUGAGCAAAGAAAACCCUUGGAGCUCAGAUCUUGAGCUGUCUUUACCAUACCAAAAGAGCCCACGCAGUUCUUCACAGGUGAAGAACACAAAGGAGGAGUUAUCCAUGUCUCAGGACACUGCCCUGGGAGGUGAUACUGUCACCAAAGCAUUGUGCUCUGCCACUGAUUCACAGCUGAGUAAUAAAGGUGAAGAAACACCUCGCAAAGUGAAGACCAGACCAUCGUCCCUCAACUUGGAUUCACUCCUUCCAGCCCCAGAUUUCUUCACAUUCGAGAGCCUGUCCAUGCCCCCUGCCCCUGGGAACCUCCUCUGCGGGCAGAAGGAAGUAAAAAGCAGUGAUUCUGUCCCAUCCCUGCCAACUGCCUGCCCUGCUGCCAGUAAAGGUGUUCCCUGGGGGUCUCAUUUCAGUGGUCACGUGGAUCUAGACUUGGAUUACCUGGCAGUGGCCCAUGCCACCACUGGUCGCCGUAACUCUGCCCCUGUCAGUGUGUCGGCGGUCAGGACCUCCUUCAUGAUUAAGAUGUGCCAGGCUAGAGCAGUGCCCGUGAUACCACCCAAGAUUCAGUACACUCAGAUCCCCCAGCCCCUGCAGGCUCAGAACGCUGCUCCACCGGCCGAGAAGAAGGAAGCAGAAGCCAAGCAGGCUGUCAGGCAGACUCAACGUGUGGCAUGGGGCCACCUGGAGACCCCCAAGAGCCCGCUGAUAGAGAAGAAAGCCAAAGCGGAGAAAGAAAACAGUGAUCCAGCUCAAACGGACUCAGCCUGUCCUUGGCACAGCAGCCUUGGCUCUCCGCUGGAGCCACCUCGGUCCAGUCAUUACCCAGCUCUGGAUGCCCCUGUUCUGCGCCGAAAGCGCACCUCUGAGGGGGAGACAGCUGGAGAUAACCCACAGUCCUCAAAGAUGGAGAGGCCAUCAGGGUUCUCCAAGCCUUCCUAUAGAUCUAGGCCUGGGAGGCCCCAGAGCCUGAUUCUCUUCAGUCCCCCUUUCCCCAUUAUGGACCACCCCUCCUCUUCAGCAGACUCCAGGGUGUUGUUGUCACCCAUAAGGAGCCCCACUCAGACCACCUCUUCGAGUCCCAUUUGUGGCGAUCUGUCUGAGACUUCACAGACAACGCCUGAGGGGGUGACGCUGCGGAACAAAAUGACCAUCCCCAAGAAUGGCCAGAGACUUGAGACUUCUACCAGCUGCUUUUACCAGCCUCAGAGGCGCUCUGUGAUUCUGGAUGGACGAAGUGGGAGGCAGAUUGAAUAGCAACUGCUCCUCUUACUCCUUUUCCAUGGUGGAUGGAAUGGGAGUGUCCAAGACUAACUCUGUUGCCAUUUUGCUGUUGUUAUAACUAUUUUGUGCAAGAUGGACCCAAAUUCUUUACGGUUUCCUGAGAAGCAUUUUGCUGAGGAGGGUCAUAGUCUUUUUGUCUUGCUUUUCCUUCCCUUUCUUACUGCUGCCUAGUCCCUCACUGUCUGCCUUUUUUUUUUUUUUUUUUUUUUUUUUUUUGUAAGCCAGUACCAAGGAACUUGCAUUUCCUCAUACUUAUUGUCUAGCAAGCCUUGUGAAAGUCUCAUCCUCCCUAUGGAAAAAAGGAAAAAUAAAUCUCAGUAUAAUUAGAAAAUAGGGCUGGGAGGAAAGACUGUUCCAAAGCACUGCAGCCCAGGGCUCAGGGGCACGAUAUCUGUUGAGGAGGUAAGUCUAGAUGUUUGGGGCCUCCUUCCAUUGUUUUCCAUCCACCAGUGAAGGACUAUGCCUAUCCACCUCUGUUGUCUGAUUUAGGCGGGGUAAAUAAACAGUGCAGGAGCCUGGGGAUAGCUGAAGAGGAAGGCAAAGCUGGCAUGAGCAAGUCACACAGAGUGUGAGACACCCAAGGAUGUUCCAGUGACAAAUACGCAACCUGAAGGCGCUGGCUCCUGCUCCAUCCUUGCAUCGAAGAUGUGCUCUUUCCAGCAUGUGCAAGAGCUGGAAUGAAAGUAGCUGGACAGGAAAUGCUUAGUUGUUCUUUUAAUCUUCCAAGUCCUGCUCAUGAGUUUUGUUGUGCUCAGCCACACCUUCCUUGGGCAGACAAGAUCCGUGUGGCUGGGGAACGCCUGUGCAGCUGGCUGUCCAGUGGUAGAGACUUCUCAGGCUGGUAUCAAUGAAAGCAAAAAUAUUGUAGCAAAGGCCAGUAUCAACUAUUUUCAUCAUUGUUUAAAGCCAGAUGACAACUCUGCAACUAUCUCCAGCUGUGCUCCACACUGCCAACAGCAGAGAAAAGCAAGAGGAUCUUAUGAUCUGCAUGUCCUUGGGGUAUUGCCCUCUUGCACCCUGAAUGACAUAUCUUUGACCCUUGGUCUUUCAUUGCCACUGUGUGGCAUGUCCCCAGGUGCUCCUUCUUCCUUUAAACCUCCUUUCCUUGUGAUUUUACACUGUUUUGUUGAGAGCAUAGCUGGUUGUCACCUCCCUGGCCCUCAGUGCUUUCAGAUUGAUUAAGGGUAUGGUAAAGAGGAUGAUCUGUGGGACUGCAGAACAGUUCAUGAACAAUUUCCUGAGACGGGGAUUUGAAGUGAAUUAAACUCUCUCCUGAAAGGCCAUUAUUGUUACAGGCAAAUACACGUUCAUAUAAGCAACAGCUGCCAUGGGAAUAGAAUUAAAGCUUCCUUUAUAAAGCCUCUAACUCGACGUUCACCGCAGGCUCAUCUAUUGCCUGGUAUGUGACCGUGGGUGACUGCCAAGUCGGGUACAGCCCAUGCUGUCUCUGCAAUUUAAGUGUCACUAGUGACUACGGAGGAGACGGGGACACAGGUGUUGCUGCCAGCACUGAGACUGUCGUUGUAAGGGUGCAUGCAGGGGCCAUCAUUCGUGAAGAUGCCCGAGUCUGUAGGCCCUCCAACGGGUAUUAUGGGCUGGAGUUUAAGCGGUAGCUAAGCAUCUGGUAGGAAGUGCUGUAGCCACCACAAUGAGUGUCAGCCAGAAUUUCCUAUUGGGUGUAUGUUUAGGGCUUUUUUUUCUGAAGUACUGGCAUUUUCAAAUUGUUAGCAAACUCAAUCCAUGAGCUCCUGGUCUGUACUGAAUGUGUCACUUGAUUAGUGUCAUUGCAGCUGGAGGGCCCAGACCCUGUACCAUGCUUUCUCUGCGCUCUUUGAUUGCUAAAGGGGAGAGAUGCCAGAGUGCUUUUGAGAAAUUCUGGACUCACAAAUACAAGGAACGUAUCUUCAGCAGAAUUUUCUCCUGUCUUAUGCAAAGGGAGCAUGAAAAAACAAGAGGGCUUUCCCUGUCACUAGUUGCAGUCUUUGAUCCUCCCCACUGUGCUCCUUAUUUGUGCAUAACAUCAUGCAAGAGGCAGCAGGGCAGAGCACUAAGUCCAUGCUGUCAGUUUUGUUGAGGGAGAAUACUAAACUAGACAAAAGCCUGGAGUUCUUGUUCGGAUCCAUGUUCUCUCACAGAUGUCAGCCUAUGCUUUACCAGGGCAAGCCAUUUAACAAGUCCAGAAUAUGCAGCUUCAUCACAAUUAUCCUCCUCCCAGACCAUAAGAUGCCUGUGCAGCCUCCCAUUAAAAUUAGGGGAUUGCCAGUCCUCCAUGCUCCUCAUAGUUAGCACAGCUCUGCGCUGCAUUUACCUGGCACCCAAAUGCCUUUUUUAUUGCCUCAUGGGAAAGCCUUUAACCACCACGGCUGGGUUAAUGGCAAAUGACUUGGGAAGGUGUGAUACAAGGUAUUGUGGUAAGGCUUUAGAGAAAGUAAAAGUUGUGGAAAUGAUGCCCAGGUUUUUUUGGCAUCAACAAAACAGUUUACUUUGGACAGGGAUUUAUAUUCUCUCAGUUCCUAGAAGUUUUGACUGCCAAGGCAUCUGGAACGGAGCCAGUGAAGCUCACGAAGUAAUGUAUCAAAAGAAAAAGAAAAUGUGAUGAAACCUUGGCACCUUAAAACUGUUCUUUUUAUUUUUUUUCCCUCCUUAUUCUCAUAUAAGAUGAUUUAUGAACGAGAAAUGAGGUCUGGCAAUUUGUAUAUAACACACUGUCUCAACUCUUAAUAGCGUUCCAGUAAGCAAUAGUGCUUUUGGCAUAAGUGGUGAAAUUCCUGCAAGAGAAAAUUAUUAGAAAUCUUUACUUAAUAUUAAAGAUCAGCCUCAGCUAAAAUAUGUAUCCAGACUAUACUUUUUAAGGGUGUUUCAGAAUCUGAACUCAGACCCAGGUCCUGGAUUUUAAUUAAGCAGAAAUUCUGAAAUGACGUCUCUACUUUGUAGCUUGAUUCCAUCUCUAUCUACAAUUUAAUCUCCAGUCUUCAGCUGAUGUAUCAAACUUCUAAGAGCCCAGCCAAGUGGGCUUAAUGCAGGCACAUCACUAUUGCUCUAUGGACACUGGUGGGCUUGUAUUAAGAGCCCUGAGAUAAAGCCCCAGAUGCUGCAGAGCUGGGAGUACUUGCUUAGUUGCAAAGUGCACCACUGCAUGGGGGUCACCAUUCCCAGCUCCAGACUCAGACUUUUGCAGAGUUUGUAAUGCUUGAUGGUAGGUCUGUGUUGGUACUGAUAGUUGCAGUCAGCUUCAAGGACCAGGGUUUGAUAGUUGAACAGAGCCAAAGGACAGAAGCCACCUCCCAUCGAAUGGUGCUGACUGUGUGGUUGGAGCUUCCUGAGAUCCAACUUUAUUAAGCCAUUCCUCAGGUCAGCUUCAGGGUCAGACCCAAUGUCACCUUUGCUUCAGGGCCCUUAAGUUGUCUUCUGCCACCCCGCAGAAGCAGACUGAACCUGAGACCUGAAGCUCUUCUGAAGUUCAUUCAGGGUUUUGCAGUGGUACAUUGAGGGUACCGAAUUCCUGCCCUCCAACACAACCCUGCAACAUUAGAGACCUCAAGAAAAGAUUUGGGAGUUUUUGCUUGUUUUGGAGUUUGGUGGGUUUUAAAUUUUGUUUUGUUUUGUUUGGUUGGUUGGUUGGUUUUUUGUUUUGUUUUGUUUUGUUUUUUUCCUGUGAAGCAUUAUGGAGAGGGAUAGGCUAUAUUUAUGGGAGAUAGGUCUGGCCCAGAAUUUGAAGUUUUGUGUACAGGAGAGCUAAGUCUGUUGCUCUUGGCAUUAUGGAAAGGAUCUUCCUAAACAGACUGUCACAUCAUUUGCAGCUCUGCAAGGAUCAUUUCAAGGACCCUGCAGUACAUUUUGAUUCUCCUGAGACUGUGAAGGGUGUAAAGGCCAUUCCCAAGUUUGCAGGUGGCCUCAGUCUCAGUCUUGAUAUGCUAUCACCAACAUGUGUUGCUCAUGGACUUUUACCAAUGGGAGACAAGUGACUAAAUUUCAAUUAUUAUUCCCAUGUAGUCAGGGGGGUUGUGCAGCUUCUGUCAAGCGUAGCUCAGAGUGGAAAGGUUGGGCUGACAAAGGUGGGAAUCCUCUGAUAGAAAGGAGGGACAUGGAAAAUGUUAGCUCAUGUGGGAGCAUGGGUGGAAAAAUAAACAGAAAUGAGGAUUAUAUUUUAUCUUAUAAACCACAUUCCUCUAGGCUGUCCAUCCCAUGCUAUCACUUCAGAAAGACUGAAGCACUUAUUUUUUCACCUUUAGAGCUUCAGAGGAGCUUAGGUCUGUACUAGAGAGCAUCCAUAAAGCCCUGCAAUGUUUUCCCUCAUCCAGAGUCCAAAUGGUGCAAUCAAACUCUUUUUUCUUUCUUUAUGAAUUUUGAAAUGCCUGUAGUGGUGAAUAUUGUGUUAAAUUUAUAUAUAUAUAUACAUAUAUAUAUAUAUAUAUAAAAGAACAUUCUAUAUAAAUAUAUUAAAAAGGAAAUGUAAUUAAAAUGAAGGAAUUGCCUAAAUAGAACCCUGCACAUCUGUGAAACUUGGGCUGAUGCAUGGAACUAUUUUCUGCUGCAACUUUUGUAGCACCAAGGGUGUGAGAUCAGCCUUUGCCCACAGAGGAGAAGCUAAUGAGUUCUGGCUAAUCUGUGGUGGGAAGAAGGCCUCAAUCUGCCGCCUUCAUCUGGGUCAUGUCCUCGGAGAGGAGAGAUAAAAUCAGGUGAGACCAGAGUGUAAGGACUAAUUUAGCUUUCCACCACAGGCUUCUCCUCAGUCCUUGAAAAUGCAAACAAUCUACUGGAGCAUAUAUAACCUUCCAGGCAUGCCCAGGAUUUUCAGUUGUCCCUUUUGCUUCUCUCCAUCUCUAGAAAAAAAAGUCAAUCUCUAGGGGUGGGGAAGAAGCUGUAGCUGAUCUCAGUUUGGUUUAGCUUUUGCUUGCUUCUAAACAGUGUAAAGGCUUGGUGAUAACUAAUUCUGCUCCAAGUAAACAAUGGAAAACUUGCCACUAAGUUCAACUGGAGAUGGAGCUGAACUUUAUCAGCCCUGGAAAGGAGGGAUAGCAGGAGACAAGUGUUUCCUGAGGGCUCCAUGCAGCAGCCCAGACCUUGGAUCUUCUUCUUGCAGGCACUGGUCCCCUUUGAAAUACUAUUUGCUGCCAGGUCAAGGGAAGGGCUGGAAGUCAGACACUGUGAAAAGGACUGUCCCCAUCCCACUGGCCCUGGUUUGUGAUUAUUUCUCCCACUAGCUCUAAUGGAUCGUAUUUUUGUUAAGCUUUGUUCUCUGUGUGGACUUGCCUGCCUUUGUGCCUUAUUGCUUUAAAAAAAAAAAAGAAAAAAAACAACAACCACAAAAGUCCAAGAUGUUUUGCCAGGUCUCAGCCAUGAGAUUAAACUGGAGUUUUUAUAAAAACA
Molecule: messenger RNA, 10594 nt
Organism: Tyto alba (common barn owl)
Lineage: Eukaryota; Metazoa; Chordata; Aves; Strigiformes; Tytonidae
Gene: ARHGAP31
Product: Rho GTPase activating protein 31
Exons: 12
Coding region: 722-5197 (1491 amino acids)
Biological process (GO): small GTPase-mediated signal transduction
Molecular function (GO): GTPase activator activity
Source: RefSeq, a predicted model, not a curated record